Messenger RNA from Miscanthus lutarioriparius, 549 nucleotides. The record is from the annotation of a GenBank genome assembly. Lineage: Eukaryota; Viridiplantae; Streptophyta; Magnoliopsida; Poales; Poaceae.
AUGGCCACUCCUCCAUCCGUGCUCCGCCUCGUUGCCGUGCUGCUCGCCGCCAGCUCCGCCCUCCGAUCCACCGCCGCCGCCCGCCACGAGAAGACCACCCAUCUGCACUUCUUCCUCCACGACACGCUGAGCGGGAAGGACCCGAGCGCGGUGCUGAUCGGCCGCGCCGCCGGGCGCGACCCGAGGCCCGACGACCCGGUGCCCUUCAGCUCCCUGUACGCCACCGACGACCUGCUCACCGAGGGCCCCUCGCCGCAGUCCAAUGUGGUGGGCAACGCGCAGGGGCUGUGGGUCUCGUCCGGCAGGGGCAAGCUGUCGCUCGUCCUCGGCAUGGACUUCGAGCUCACCGACGGGCCCUUCAACGGCAGCGCCUUCGUCGUGUACUCGCGGAACACGGUGACGCGCCCCGUCGGCAGGGAGCUCGCCAUCGUCGGCGGCCGCGGCGCGUUCCGGUUGGCCCGUGGGUACGCCGUGCUCCGCACGCAUUUCCUCGACAACAACAAUGGCGACGCCAUCAUAGAGUACAACGUCACCCUCGUCCACCCUUAG